AUGUUGUUUGCAGGUAUUUAUGUGAUCAUUAUAGUAACUAGUACAGCAGCGUUACCUCCCAGUAGAUACACAAGCGAAAAUAAUGACAAAGAUCCAAAAGAGGCAUUCAAUGAAAUACCCUGCUUGUCCGUUGGAGGAAUAUGUAUGAAUACUUCUGACUGUCCAGAAGGUAAACGCUCUCAAUACUCUGGAUUAUGUCCUGUACAGCAACGAAUGAGCGUCGAAUGUUGUCACUCCCUGCCAAAAUCAGAAAAGAGAUGCCGUCAUCGUGGCGGCAUGUGUAUGGCUAACGAUUCAUCGUGCCCGGACUAUCUCACGUACAAAGGAGCAAAAGAUUUUUACAGCAAAAAAAGCCAGGCGAUUAUAUGCUGUUAA
Molecule: messenger RNA, 375 nt
Organism: Parnassius apollo (apollo)
Lineage: Eukaryota; Metazoa; Arthropoda; Insecta; Lepidoptera; Papilionidae
Source: the annotation of a GenBank genome assembly